GGCAAAUAACAAAAGGAACGUUAUAAACGAAAAAGAAAAAAUACAUGCCUGCUACUCCUGCAGCACCACCAGAAGCCACAACUUUUUUUUUUCUCUCACUUCUAAGAAGAGUUCUUCUUCAAUAAAUGCACCCCCUUUGAGGACUUCUUCUUUUUCAAUACCAACCCAGAUAAGAAAAAGUUAUAAAGUUAUUAUCUUUGUCUGUUUCAGAACAACCCAGUUAAUAAUAUAAAUAAUCCUUGUUUUUGCAAUAUUUUUCUGAGAACCCAUUUUUCAUUUUCUCUCUCAUCUUGUGGUGCUAGUUGUUCUUUUGAGAAUAGUGGGUGUUUUUGUGCUUAAAACUAUAAUGUCUGUCUUAAAGUACAGAAAUCUUUUUCUUUGUCUGGUUUCAUGGUUGUGCUGUUGUUGUGUGGCUGUGGCUUCGAGUGAGAGUAGUAUUGGUUCCAAAGACCUUGAUCAGACACCAACAUGGGCUGUGGCUGGUGUCUGCACUGUUUUCAUCUUGAUAUCCAUAACUCUGGAGAAAAGCCUUCACAAAGUGGGAACGUGGCUAAGGGAAAAACACAAGAAAGCUUUGCUUGAGGCUUUGGAAAAGGUCAAAGCUGAGUUGAUGGUUCUUGGUUUCCUUUCACUGCUUCUGACUUUCGGGCAGAGUUACAUUGUUAGAAUAUGCAUUCCUAUGGAUGUGGCAGACAAAUUGUUGCCAUGUCCUUAUGUUGGUAACGACAAGGGAUCAAGUAGUGAAGAGGAACACCGUAGGAAACUUCUUUCUUAUGAACGCAGAUAUUUGUCAGAUGAUGCUACCCCUUACCAAUGUAAGGAGAGACAUCAGCCACUUAUAUCUGGCAAUGGAUUGCACCAGUUACACAUCCUCGUAUUUUUCUUAGCAGUCCUACAUGUGUUUUACAGUGCCAUUACAAUGCUUCUUGGGAGAUUAAAGAUUCGUGGAUGGAAGGCAUGGGAGGCGGAGACUUCAUCUCAUGGGUACGAGUUCGCCAAUGAUCCUUCAAGAUUCCGGUUGACACAUGAAACAUCAUUUGUGAAAGCUCACGCUUCUUUUUGGACAAGAUAUUCAAUCUUCUUCUAUAUAGGAUGCUUCUUUAGACAAUUUUAUAGGUCUGUAGGCAAGGCUGACUACUUGGCUUUGCGCAAUGGAUUUAUCACGGUUCACCUGGCUCCUGGAAGUAAAUUUAACUUCCAAAAGUAUAUCAAAAGAUCCUUGGAGGAUGACUUCAAGGUAGUUGUUGGAGUCAGUCCUGUCCUCUGGGCAUCGUUUGUUGUUUUUCUGCUCCUAAAUGUUAACGGAUGGCAUGCUAUGUUUUGGGCAUCCUUAAUUCCUGUUGUGAUAAUUUUGGCUGUUGGAACAAAACUUCAAGCUGCACUGGCAAACAUGGCUAUUGAAAUUACAGAAAGACAUGCUGUUGUCCAAGGGAUUCCUCUUGUUCAAGGCUCAGACAGAUAUUUUUGGUUUGGUCGGCCUCAAUUAGUUCUUCAUCUUAUCCAUUUUGCUUUGUUCCAGAAUGCGUUCCAAAUAACAUAUUUCUUGUGGAUAUGGUAUUCUUUUGGGCUGAGAAAUUGUUUCCAUGCUGACUACAAGCUUGCAGUAGUGAAAGUAGCUUUAGGGCUUGGGGUGCUAUGUCUCUGCAGCUACAUCACCCUUCCAUUAUAUGCUCUUGUUACUCAGAUGGGCUCAAGAAUGAAAAAAUCAAUAUUUGACGAACAAACAUCGAAGGCGUUGAAGAAAUGGCACAUGGCUGUGAAAAAGAAGCAAGGAGUGAAACUUGGAAAUUCCAAGGUGCGAGCCAUGGAUGGAAGCAGCACUGAUUCAACAAUACACUCUUCUGGCCCCACACUACACCGUUACAAAACUACCGGUCACUCAACUCACUUCGUAUCAAACUACGAUGACCAAGAUGAUUACCAUUCUGAUACCGAGUUGUCUUCCAUUUCACCAACACCAAACUUGAUAGUAAGAGUGGACCAUGAUGAGGAAGAAGCAAAAGAAAAUGAACACCACCCAACAGCCAACAAUCAAGAGGCCCCUUUACAUUUGUCAAGCCUGGAAAGAAGCAUGAAAUAGCAUCAGAAGUUACUCCAUUCAACCAUUCUUUGUUCUUUUACAGCUUUCUAGAUAUUGUUAUACUUGAUCAUGAUAUAGUCAGUUUUGUACAUUCUUGUUCUUAAAAACACUUGCCGGGCAUUGGAAACUUUUAAGCUUGCUCAAAAUCAUGCUUAUAGCCUUAUUAUAUUGCUUUGAUUCGUGUGCUUGAGCAAAAGGAUCGUUAGGAACAAUUAGAGGACAGAAUUGUUAGGUAUAUUAUGUGUUAUAUGUUGAAGGGUAUAUGUAAAUCCCAAUUAUAAUAUAAGCUUUUUGGCCAAGUAGAGCAUAUAGAAGAAUAUACAUUCAGUUACACCGGCUCUGUAGGUUCUGCAAUAUUCUUACAUUGUAUGAUUCCCGGUUCUUGAAUUUGUUGAUUAAACCUGGGAUGAGAAGGUUGAGGUAAGAGCUGCAGUUUAUUUUUAUUUUUUGUGUUAUACGAGUUGGUCAACUGAUCGAGAAUCUAUUAUCUAUUACUGUACGUAUCUAAUAAAAUCUAACUCUUAUC
This is a messenger RNA of Glycine soja, 2606 nucleotides long. RefSeq names its product MLO-like protein 10. NCBI's taxonomy places the organism in Eukaryota, Viridiplantae, Streptophyta, Magnoliopsida, Fabales, Fabaceae. Gene Ontology annotation, biological process: defense response. The transcript has 15 exons. The record is from RefSeq and is a predicted model, not a curated record. Bases 347 to 2080 code for a protein of 577 amino acids. Gene Ontology annotation, cellular component: membrane.